Leptopilina heterotoma is the source of this 1559-nucleotide messenger RNA. RefSeq names its product diacylglycerol kinase A-like. The record is from RefSeq and is a predicted model, not a curated record. NCBI's taxonomy places the organism in Eukaryota, Metazoa, Arthropoda, Insecta, Hymenoptera, Figitidae. The transcript has 5 exons. The coding region runs from base 439 to 1311 and encodes 290 amino acids.
CAUUUUGUUAACUUGGACUGAUCGGGUGCUUCAAGUUUUGACGACCUCGAAUGACUUAGUAUUACUCCUUUUGAUAGAUUGCUUUGUUUGUUGGUUUUAUUUUAAAUCUUUCCUCGUUGCGAGAAAAUCAUUGUUAACAGAAGUCGUGCAUUCUCGUGAGUGUGUCAAAUGCAUUUUUAAGAAGAAGAAAAAACGAAGAAAUAUGUGCAAAAAAGUGUAAUAUUACGAAAAAAAGUCUCAUAAAUAUGUAGUAAAUGAAGUAAUUGAAUAUUUCUCUUUAUUCACCCACUGGAAAUUAUUAUUUAACAAAUAAUAUAGUGCGCGUGUAAUUUAAAUUAAUUAAAUAGUUAAACAUGCGAGUAUCAUCUUAUACCUAUCAACAGAAACGUUGAAUUAUGCGGGGAUCCAUUAUCGGUAUUGCAACUUUCUUGCGACGCGAUGGAUGAUACACUCAACACUUUCCACGACAGAGACACGGACUGCACGAGUCGAUCUCUGGCGACACUUUUAGUAGCAUGGGUCGGAGCAGCGAUGGUAGCAUCAGUAUUACUGCGAUGGAAGUAUAUGUGGAUUGCCCUGGCAAUAUUAACGUUAUUAUUUCUCAUUGCUUGUGGAUAUGCGGCGUGCAAUGCUCGAAGCGCACAUCAGAGGAUAGCCUGCAGGAGUAAUAGACCAAUUGUCAGGAGACGCUCAAUAGAAAAUGUUCAAACAGUUUCCAGGAUAGUCGAUGGAAAUUAUGUAGUCGAUCCGCCGGCCUAUCAAACAUUUUGGAUAACGGAUUUACCGCCGUCGUAUUCGGCAGUAAUUAGAGCGCAGCCACCAAAUUAUCAUUUGACUUCAGUCGAUGAAUUUGCCAUUGGUCCAAGAUUAUCGAAUCCUCCUCCCUACACAAUGGUAAUUCAAUCUGAUGUCCUGAAUACGUCAAAUGGUCAACCAACAAAUCGUACACAGGAGGCACAUCUGUCGAGUUUCCCAGCAGGCAUAAAUCAACAAUCUCGCGGUGAACCCUGGCCACAGAACACAUUUGGUCAAAAUAAUAAUAAUAAUAAUAAUAACAGUAAUAUAGUAAGGAGACAAUCAUUUUCUGAAAUUUCCCAAAUAAACGAGGACAAGGAACCAAAAGAGAGACGACGCUCGCGCUCAAUUGGAACGCAUUAUUUCAGCAAUAUUAUUAUUAAUUGUACAUUUUCCAGAAACGAGAGAAGGACAAAUGACGAGCAUAUUAAUCAUACUCCGACAAUAGAACAAAGGGUUGAUUCCAAUCAGAAUCAUUCUUCGAGCACUAAUGAUAAUAGUGAAUCAAAGAUUUGAACCUUCAAAUUAACGACGAGAGCAGUAUCGUCAUAAUGAUUAGCAGAAAAAUUGUUAUAAAAAUAUCUAUUUUAUAAAUAAGAUAUAAGUUGUAAAUAUAAUUGAUUUGUUCAUAAUUUUGCGAACGCAUCAAAAAGGAGAGGAAAAAAAUACUAUUUUUCGAAAGAAUAAAAAAUACAAUAAUUAUGUUUAUUGUUAUUAUUAUUAUUAUUAUUAUAAUUUUUUUUAUUUUUAUUAUAUAAUUACAU